Molecule: messenger RNA, 3274 nt
Organism: Centropristis striata (black sea bass)
Lineage: Eukaryota; Metazoa; Chordata; Actinopteri; Perciformes; Serranidae
Product: gap junction alpha-5 protein-like
Exons: 8
Coding region: 527-1765 (412 amino acids)
Biological process (GO): cell communication
Cellular component (GO): connexin complex
Source: RefSeq, a predicted model, not a curated record
UGGACACCACUCAUCUGUCUGCUGCUGCUGGACCCAACAUUUCUUCAUCACUCUCUUUUGUCAGCUGACUUUUUCUUAACUGAAGAACCUAAAGCCGUCUCAAGUUCAGUUCAAGUUCAAUUUAAGUUGGACUUCAAACCACAAGCAAGAAGACAAGUAUUACUCCUUAAACAACUGGAAGACAUUUGCAACAAGCUUACAUCGAAAACAGAUUCUGCUGCUGCGGGUUGCCGAGGACAAGUGUAUGUGCCUUGCUCAACGGCACCUCAACAGGAGCUGCUGAGGAAGAGAAGAGAAGAGAAGAGAAGAGAAGAGAAGAGAAGAGAAGAGAAGAAAAGAGAAGAGAAGAGAAGAGAAGAGAAGAGAAGAGAAGAGAAGAGAAGACACUUUAUCAUCUUUGUCAAGACUUUCUCAGGCCAACUGUAAUCCUAAAUCAGGUGAAUCUCAGCUGAAUCUUGCCCCUGCAGACUGACAGUUUAGAGAUAAAAACAAAACAAGAAAAGUCUGUGCUGAGCUGUAACUGGUCAUGGCAGACUGGAGCCUACUGGGAAACUUCCUGGAGGAAGUACAGGAGCACUCUACCUCUGUUGGAAAGGUGUGGCUGACCAUCCUGUUUAUCUUCCGCAUCCUGGUGCUCGGGACGGCUGCUGAGUCGUCGUGGGGAGACGAACAGGAAGAUUUUGACUGUGACACUAACCAGCCUGGCUGCGAGAACGUUUGUUACGACAGAGCUUUUCCUAUAGCUCACAUACGAUACUGGGUGCUCCAGAUCGUGUUUGUGUCCACGCCCAGUCUGAUCUACAUGGGCCACGCCAUGCACACUGUUCGCCAAGAGGAGAAGAGGAGGAGCAGAGAGGAGGAGGAGGGAGACGGGGGGAGGAGAGAGGAGGACCCGGGAGGAGGUGAAGAUGGAGGAGGAGAAGAGGAGAAAGAAGGGAGGAGAGGAGAGAAGGACGGAGGGAAGGAGAAAAAAGAAUAUCAUUUAGCAGGACGAGUGCGUCUGCGGGGGGCGCUGCUGCAGACAUACGUCUUGAGUAUUCUCAUACGGACCAUCAUGGAGGUGGUGUUUCUUAGUCUGCAGUACUUCUUGUAUGGAGUCUUUCUCAAUCCUCUGUAUGUGUGCAAGGCGUGGCCGUGUCCUCAUCCGGUGAACUGUUACGUCUCCAGACCGACAGAGAAAAACGUCUUCAUAGUGUUCAUGAUGGCCGUGUCGGCCGUCUCUCUGGUCCUCAGUGUGCUCGAGCUGCAUCACCUGGGAUGGAAACACUGCUGCAGGCGGUAUUUGUUCAGAGAAAAGGCCGCCCCUGCUGCUAACGCCUCGCUGGCCCGACAGCUCUCUCUGUCUCCUCCACCGCCAUCCACCCCCCCUCCAGACUUUAGCCAGUGUGUGAUUGGCUCCUCGCACUUCCUGCCCCUCCCGUUCCCCAACCACCGCCUGGCCAACCAGCAGAACUCAGAGAACAUGGCCACCGAGAAGCACAAAAUGGCCGCAGCUGCCGAGGUGAACCUCCUCCAGAUGAGCUGCUACUCCCCCGGGUGGCAGGAGACUGGUAACAGCCAGAUCCAAGAUGGUGGAUACCUGAGGACCGACACUAGCUCCUACACGCCUGGGAGCAGGGACAUCAGCUGCCCGCAGAUCCAGAAUGGCGGCCCAGACGGGUUGCUGCUUUGCCAGAAUGGAGGGCUCUGUCAGAAGGACAAACGAAGAUUCAGCAAAACCAGCGGGACGAGCAGCCGGACGAGAGCAGAUGACCUCUCAGUUUAGACAGAAAACUGAACUUCUUACCCGCCUGCUAAAUAAACUGAGACACAUUGUGCAUCCACACAUAACACACAGAGUUUCUCAUCUACGACAGCUGAAGGAAUCAUCCAACACGUUUAGCAUGAACACCAGCUGAUUGAAUUAAUUCAUUUAUUCUGUCAGCAGCCUGAAUUGUACCUUAAAUUGCAAAGACGAUGUUUGACAUUUUUCAGUGAACGACAUCCGUGAAUAUAUACGUCACAAACACCAACAUGGCCGUUACCUCGGCAUGUCUUCUUUUAUCACCUUACCAUAAUGUCAUUUUAUCAUAUGUAGUUGCUGUAUUUUGGUGAAGGACAUUGGCAUUGGAUAUUGGCAUUCUUGUGAAAAUGUCCAACUUUACAGCAGAAAUGUUUACAGCCUUGAAACAAAAACCCCUUCUUGAAACUGAGGGUGAAUUUUACAUUUUUAUAUAAACUCCUCAAAAAAAAGUUUUUAAACAUCUUAUUGGUAAAUUGUUUCUCCCCUUUAAUAAUACGAAUUGGUAUUGUAUUAUACAUCGUUAGAUAACCUGAUAAGUCACAUUUACAAGGAGAAUAUUGCAGGUGAUUUUGGCCCUCUCAACACCAAUUAGUAUUAUUAUAAUAAUUAUAAUGAAUAAUUGACCGAAAUAGCAUUUAUAAACUUUUUUUGAGGAGUUUAUUAAGGCUUAAAAUUUUACAUAAUUUAGAGUGAGGCCGCUGCUUCCGCUCCAUCUCUUUGCCCCUUUGGUGCCACGAUUGUGACCCAGAUGAAGUCAGACGGGAGUCUCCCACUUUGAGUUUCAUUUUUGACUCUUCAGAAACCUACAGAGACUACGUCCAUAUUUUGUACAGUCACAAAACUGUAGCAUGUUGGGAACUUUUUUUUCCCAAGCAGCCAAAGUAUUACCUAUGGACUCACUGAUGUACUGGCUCAAGCUCUCCACCAUCUCACAGCAUCGACUUCUUAAUUUUCCAGAGAAGUAACAGGAACUUAACUUGUGCAAUUUUGUUAAACUGUUGCUAUUAUUAGCGCUCGGCAUCAGAAAAAGGCUUGUUUGUGUUUUAACUGCAGCAGUUUUGGAUGCAGAAGUUAAUCAAAUCACUGGAUUUUAAUAUGAAGCACAAAUGAAAGCUGAAUCUUCAAACCAACAGUUUUUUUAGUUUUUUUUUGUUACUAUUUCUUCAAAUCAACUUAUGUCCUAAAUCUUGGUUUUUGUUCGACAUGUUAGUCAGUUUGGAUGACUACUGGUGAUUUAUUACUGCACUGUUUUAUGGUAAAUUCUCAUUAUUAUUCUUUUUAUUAUUAACACAUCUGGGCUGAAACACAAUGGACUACAAGGUUGUGUGUUUUAUUUGCAUAUUGUACGAUAGCAUAACAAAUUACACUGAUGAUUUUUAAGUUGUUGGAUAUUUCCUAUAUUUUAAUAUUUUGUAUUUAAUAAAGUGAAUGCUGUAUGUAUGUUUAAAAAGCUUUGAGGAUAAAAAAUAUCCGUCUAGUUUGUCUCUGAAA